CGGAGAAGCUUGAUAAAAGCCAUGGAAAAGAAGAAGAAGAAGGACACCCCCAAAUCAAACCCACAACCAGGAACUACUGAUUCUGGGGUUAGUUAGAAUAUAGGCUUAUUUUUCUUUCCAUUUGCACCAUUUUCUUUUUCCAACCCUAAAUAUACUCCUCUACUUUUGCUCUGCAAAUACAUUAAUGAUGAAGUCACUGCAUCUUUUUUCUGGUUUAUUGUUUAUGUUAUUUUUUUCGAUUUUACUUGCAAGCUCUUGGUGGUAAACCAUACCAUUCUGUACUUCUUUAAGCACGAAUGUUUGAAUGUGGACAAAACGUCUCAAAAAUUUCAAUGGUGUCUUUUCAUUCUAUUAUGGAAAGAUUCUUUUUUUUUUUUCUUCGUGUUUUGUUUGGGUAGAGUCAAAUCUGGGAAAAUGGUUGGCCUUGUGAAAGGUAAAAUCCAUUGGCUAUGUUCUUUCCUGUGAUAUUUAUGUUAAUGUGAUCAGUUUCUUUGUUCUCUGCACUGGGCUCUGUAUCUGCUACUGUUUCUGCAAAAUUGGUUAAUUUUUUUCUAAUGGGUCUUUGAAGUCGAAAUUCUGAAAGAUGAAUGACAAUGGUUGACAAAACAUAUUGAAGAUGAUCAACUCCAAUGAUUUCCAUGGACUAGAUUAAAGAUGAUCAAACCCAAACAGUUGGGGCAAGCAUGAUUAAGAGGACUUCAAGAACAGGGAGCCCUUCAAAUGAUAAUUUGAAUGCUCUUAACCAGAACCAGUUCCCUCCCGUUUUACAGUGGCCUUAUACACCUCAACCAACAAUAGAGCACUCUACCAUUGUUAAGCAUUCACCUCUCACUCAAAACCCCUUGCCCUAUCUUAACCAUAGGAAGCCAUUAAAUCUUAACCAAGCUCAACAAGCAUCUGGGUUUUGGCCACCACGCCCUGAGUUCCCCUCUGGUCCAGGGGCUUAUUUCCCUUCUGCCCCUCCUCCCACCAUUACCGAGUCUAAUUGGCAAGCUCCUACUGUUCUUGGAGCUUCUUCUGGGAACGAACAUGCUGCUCCUGCAUACUGUUACCACGGGGGGUAUUCGUAUCCCAUGGGCUUUCCAGGUCCAUGGGACCCUUCUACUUGGUGGGGGCAACCACAAACACAGUCCCCUUAUGUGUACCCUCCUCCUCCUCACCCACCCCCUUAUGUGUACCUUCCUCCUCCUCACCCCAUGACUGAAGGUUCGGCCGUGGUGCAACCUUACCAGAGGGGUGUUAUAAGACCUCCUGCUGGACUCUCUCAGAAGCAUCAGAGACUAUGGGAAGCACAAUCAGCCGAGAAUGUUCAUCUCUGGACUGCUCUGCGCCGUCUUGAAACAGAGAUUGCUUCAUACCGUGUCAAGAUUACAAAGCUUGAAUCCAUGCUUCAAUCUCUGAAACCACAACAGGAUGCUGGAAUAGAGGGGUCGACCUUGCAAACUACAAGGAAAGGGAGAACCAAGAGAUCAACAGCUCCAAUGGCUAAUACACUAAAUUCUCCUGAGAAUAUUCAACCUAGACCUCGUGGAAGAAGGCCUAAAGGUCCAGCUGAAGCAAAGGAACAAUUGAACCCUGAGAAAGAGAUUUCCCAUAAGGCUGAUGAUAGAGAACAGGCCUUCAGUCCAAUAGCUCAGCAAGAAUCCGAACAAAAAAUCCCAAUGAUUCUAACAAAUGGUGGUGGAUUUGAGUUAAAUGGAAGUAAUAAGCCAAUACCAUCUUUGGAUUUCCAAAAUAUGGUUUCAUACCAGAACCAGGUUAAUCAAGAAACAGUUGGGAACCAAAUUAGCGCAUUCGUCACAAAACCCACCUCUGAAAUGCCAGGAAAGAGAAAUACAGAUGAACAAAAGUCCCUAUUUUUUAUGCCUGGUCAAGUUGUAAAGGGUGCUGAAUCUUCUGAUCAUGCUUCUAUGUCUUUUAGAGGAGUUGGUAAUGGAGUUCAUGGAUGGCCCCAAGCCAUGAUGCAAUCUGAAAAUUGUGCUAGAAAUAUUAUGGAUAUGAGAUCCCACCUCUUCUAUGAUCACGGCAAUGCCUUGAGGCAAGGAAACAAGGUUCUCUCUGGUUGGAGCUGUGUAGGUGAAGAAGAUCAAGAUGACGCUGAGCAAUCACGGAAGGAAGAUGGUGAUGAUGAAGAGAUGGAAGAUGAUUCGAGCUCAGCUGUGGAUGAAAUGAGCAAGCCAAAGGUGGAAGGCUCUCUAGGGCUGGAUUCAAGGGCUCAGAUUGCCAAAGGCUUGACUCAAUUGAAUAGGUGGUAGGUAACUCAGUUGGGUCUAACCACUGACAUAGGAAAUUGGUGCCUCAAUAGAGAUAAUUCUCUUUCUUCUUUUUGUUGCCUAUGGACUCAGGUUCAGAGAGAGAGAGAGAGAGAGAGAGAGUGGCAAGAGAUUUUGCAGGGUACAAAGGCAACAGGUUAUGUAGGUUGACGACUGAUGAGAAAUUGUAGGUUUUGGAUGUUUUAGUAGCUCACCUUUUGUAGAUCUACCCAUCCUUCAUCGGUUUCCAAUUCUCUUUCCUGGUUUUGCAGAUGCUGAAAAGAGAUUACUUGUACUCUUGUUUACUGCAUGAAUUAAAUCAAAAUCAUUUUUGGGCU
Amborella trichopoda is the source of this 2590-nucleotide messenger RNA. RefSeq lists its product as uncharacterized. Lineage: Eukaryota; Viridiplantae; Streptophyta; Magnoliopsida; Amborellales; Amborellaceae. The record is from RefSeq and is a predicted model, not a curated record.